Messenger RNA from Aplysia californica (California sea hare), 1530 nucleotides. RefSeq lists its product as uncharacterized. The transcript has 3 exons. Bases 442 to 1287 code for a protein of 281 amino acids. Lineage: Eukaryota; Metazoa; Mollusca; Gastropoda; Aplysiida; Aplysiidae. The record is from RefSeq and is a predicted model, not a curated record.
AGACGAUCUGGAUACACACACAGUGCAGGUUUAAGUGAGGCUUAAUUUCGCGUUUCUUGCUUCAUUAAAUACGGACAUAGCUCCGUGUUUUAAAUUACCAGGUCGGGUGGAGUAUAGUGCACGAGGAGAGCAGCUGUCUAACAACACUGUGUGCAGUGCAGGCCAACCCGUAGAAAGGGAGGACGACUUCUGAUUCUGUGCUUUUAAAGAUGGGUCUAAAUCUUCUCUCCCCUUUCAAACAACGUAACAUUAAUAAUAUCAUUGAUCUAUAGUUUUGUAUUUACGGUGGAGGAAACCAGGCUAGAAGAAAUCGGACGCCCGGAAGUGAGGAUUACUGGUUACAGAAACAAUAAUCAAGGAAAUAUCACCCAUCCCAUCAUACUCUAAAAACAACAACAACGACAACAAUUCAAAACGUUUCCCUCUUCAUCACCAACAACAAUGAAUAAGAAAAGCAAAGGCCUGGCUGAGAUCAUCAGCGCUUACAACAGCAAGACGUUCAAGCCAGAAAACUUCCAGGAAAUUCCCCGCCUGUUCGGGCCGUCUGCCGCCAUUGACAUGAAUCGUCUGGUAUGCCAGCAUCAGCAACAUGUGGCGUCUGCUUACAUGCGCCGGAUCCGGAAGGAUAAGAUGAAACAACAGGAUGUCUACUUCCGGAAGUUGCAGAACAUCCCGCUUACGAUCAGACGUAUGGCGGUCGGGCCGGACUACCAGGACCCCUACACCAGCUUCAAGAUGCGUCUGCCCAAGCUCGGAGUGGACAACAGAAUCGAGAGGCCCUACAGCCCGCGCGUCAACGCUACAGAUGGCAAAAACUACGUGUCCCACAAUUCCUUGUCUCCCCACAUCAAUGUCCUGUUCAAGAUGAACCCCGCCGGAGCACCACUCAAGGGGAGCACUAAUACUAAUAAUAAGUUCGGCAAGUCUCCAAUCAACCCCGAGGGCGAUCUUUCCUUCCCCAACUCUCCCAGAAAGUCAAAACCCAAGUAUCUCCAGAGCGAUCUUUUCCCAAUCAGGAAGCGUCUAUCUGUGGAUAUCAACGCAGCGCAGUCGCAGACGAGCCCACGACAUAGUGACGUCAGUGUGGACAACAGCCCCCGAUGUCCCACCAACAGCCCGAGGAACCACAAGGCUUUCUGGAGCUUCAAGGUCCCCAACGAGCUCAACAAGGGAGGCAAGAAGGGCCAGCAUGUACCCAGCAUCCCUCGGUGUAGAGACGCCCUCGCGGCCAUCAGCUCAGUGCAAAAGCACAACAAACCUCUACCAGCCAUUGUGGUCAAGGUGUAAAACUAGAAGAACCAAUGGAACAUAUGACUUAUUGACUAUAGACUUGAACGAACUUUAAGCACAAGAUCUUUUUAUCUAUUACAUGUAUAUAUUAGGCAACUUGGAAACACACGUGUUAGUUUUCCCAUAAAACCACGACAGCUACAGAGUGGAAAGUUGGCAAGAACCUGCAAAAAAAUAGAAAGGUCCCAUGACGGAGCCCGAUUUUUUAUUUAUUCAUUUCCCGAAUUUAGAAAAAUAUAU